AUGGGAGCUGUCCGCACACGCAUGUUCUGCUGCUGUCUGCCGGUCAGAUUCGGUGCGGCUUGCAGCGCCCUCAUCAACUUUCUCGCCGGCGUUGCCUUCUCUGCGGUGGGAUGGUAUGGAGUGCACCAAUACACUACCCACCAGGUUUCCCUCGACAAAGAUGAGGAGGUCGCGCUCAUUCUUUUCAGCAUUACCUACACCCUCCUCGUCGUGACCGCCCUUCUUGGACUGAUCGGCUCCCUUGGUGCCAUUCGUUCAUUGGUCAAGAGAUACGCGGUUUUCCUAGUCUUCAACACCCUCUUGACUAUCGGCGUGGGCAUCUACUGGAUCUGGCGAUUGUUCCACCGAGACGCAAACGAGUGUUCAUCGCUCGAAGGCGAAGAAAGUGCCGAGCAAGUGGUACACUAUGUCUGCAAGAAGGGCUUCGAGACCAUCAGAAUCGUCAUUGUGAUCGUGCUGGUCAUUGUUUGGCUUUUCCAGAUUGCCGGAAUUGCCAUUGUGUUCGACUACGUCGGGCAACUUAACGAGGAGGCUGGGCUCGGGGAUGACGAGAAAGCCCUCACCAAUUAUGAAGAGCGCAUAUGA
This is a messenger RNA of Sparassis crispa, 585 nucleotides long. RefSeq lists its product with no specific name. The transcript is spliced from 5 exons. NCBI's taxonomy places the organism in Eukaryota, Fungi, Basidiomycota, Agaricomycetes, Polyporales, Sparassidaceae. The coding region runs from base 1 to 585 and encodes 194 amino acids. The record is from RefSeq and is a predicted model, not a curated record.